CAGCCGGAGCGGCACCUGCCGUAUCAGGACGGCCUGACUGAACUGACCAGUGUGUUAUCAGAGGAAUAAAGCAGCAGAAGCAGCUCUGUCUGGGACUCCGUCCCUGCGACGGCUCGUGUGUAGAAAUGUGGCUUCUGCUUCUGUAAAGACGUCUCGUGCUCUGUGACGCCGUGGUGACACUGAGGACACACAGUUUCAGUGCAUCUCUGUAACCCGACACACACAAAGACAUUGUGGGGCCUCCUGGAUACACGCGCUUCCAGGGACACGAUGAGCAGCUACCUGCUGACUGCUAUCUUUCUCUUGCCCUUGGUGGCCUCUGAGUCUGAUCACUGUAUAAUAAAACGUGAACAUGAGAAAUGCAUGGAGAAGAUGACAAUGACCGACCCCGAUGGCGCUGAAUACGCAUGUCCGUGGUUGUGGGACAACCUGACAUGCUGGCAGGCGGCCGACGUAGGCGAGGUGGUGAUGGUCAACUGUCCGGAGAUCUUUCACGUCUACAUGAGCCCCGAGGACGAAAUGGGGAAGGUCAGUCGAAACUGCACCGAGUACGGCUGGUCUGAGCCUUAUCCUCACUACGUGGACAUCUGCCUCCUCUAUGACAGUAACAACAGUACCAAACCUGACAUGUACUUCGCAUCAGUCAAAGCCCUGUACACAGUGGGAUACAGCACUUCUCUGGUGUCUCUGACUACGGCCAUGGUCAUUCUUUGCAGAUUCAGGAAGCUCCACUGCACCAGGAACUUCAUUCACAUGAAUCUGUUCGUGUCCUUCAUCCUGAGAGCCAUCUCAGUCUUCAUCAAGGAUGGCGUGCUGUACGCCCAAGAGGACAGCGACCACUGCUUCGUACACACAGUGGCAUGUAAAGCAGUGAUGAUUUUCUUACACUACUGUGUCAUGUCCAAUUAUUUCUGGCUCUUCAUCGAGGGUCUGUAUCUCUUCACUCUCCUGGUGGAAACCUUCUUCCCCGAGAGACGCUACUUCUACUGGUACACCAUUGUCGGGUGGGGUACUCCCACCAUAUGCGUGACAGUCUGGGCAGUUCUGAGGCUUCAUUUUCAGGACACUGGAUGCUGGGACACGAAUGAGAACACUGCCCUCUGGUGGGUGAUCAAAGGACCAGUUGUUGCCUCAAUAAUGAUCAAUUUUGUCCUCUUCCUUGGAAUAAUCAUCAUAUUGGUGCAAAAGCUGCAGUCGCCUGACAUCGGAGGGAAUGAGUCAAGCAUUUAUCUCAGCUGUGCUCAGAAAUGCUUCAGUGAGCCCACACAGGCUGUGCAGCAUUCGUGCAGGAUGUCAGAGUUAUCCACCAUCACACUGCGACUGGCACGCUCCACCCUCCUGCUCAUCCCCCUGUUUGGUAUUCAUUACAUUGUGUUUGCCUUCCCACCUGAAGAUUUCAGCAAGCGGGAGCGGCUGGUCUUUGAGCUGGGGCUCGGAUCCUUCCAGGGCUUUGUGGUAGCUGUCCUCUACUGUUUCCUCAAUGGAGAGGUGCAGUCGGAGAUCAAGAGGAAAUGGCGCAGCUGGACCGUGAACCGGUACUUUGCUGUGGACCUGAAGCAGCAGAGGCAUCCUUCGCUGGCCAGCAGUGGUGUGAAUGGCGGGACUCAGCUGUCGAUCCUCAGCAAGAGCAGCUCCCAGAUACGUAUGUCCAGUCCUCUGGCGGAGAACGCCAACAUCAGCCUCCCGACCUGAGCGUCUGAUCGUCCAGGGUCCACUUCAACGUGCCGUUCCCUGUUCAUUAGAUCAACCAGAGCAGACCAAAGUGACCCCUUGCACUCCUUAUACUUUGUGCUUUGGCAAUUAGAAAAGGAAUAUCAUGGACUGGAGGUGUUCUACUGGCCUUCAUCCUUAAUCAUUUUAUUUACUUACACAAUAUGAUUGACUUGACCAAUUCAGUAUAACAGUAAACUUUUAUGAUUGCCGGUAUUGAAAAAAAAAAUGUUUUUCUUUAAUUAAAAAAAAACAUUUAAAUUCAAUUAAAAAAUUCCAAUCUGUCUUUUUAAAUUGCCGCUGUGAAUAGUCUCAUAAAAAAAAGUGUACCCUUGUUUAUAAAUAAUAAUAGUCAAGUAGAGCUGUUGCCAAAAGAACCUCAAAGUAAUGUAAAAAGCUAAUUACAUUUCAAAUGUAAAAAGUGGUCAUUCCGUGUUAAAUUUAAGGGUCACUUUUUGGCUGCUGGUGUAAAGUUUGUGCGUAAAAGUACCAUAAAGGUUGCCUGACUAGAUUUCUUCAAAGUCCAAAGUUGGUUACCAACCAAACGUUGUCAUUGAUUGUACAGACCUUCAUUGAGUAAAUGUUUCAUCUUGAAUUCUUUUUUUUUUCCACAAUCAGCCAUAAGUACAGAGUAUGUCAACAACAAAAAAGAAAAACACAGCUCAUGGAUUGUGUAAAUAGUGACUGUUGGUGUCUAGACCAGAAUGUGUCUCUUUUGCAUAAUACAGAAUCAUAAAGGCCUUUUCAUACAAAAGGAACUGGAGCCCAAAUCUGUAGACUUGUAGACGUGUUUUAGGGACCCAGUGUAUCCCGACAAGUCUAUUCUGGACUAUUUAUUUGCAAGAAAUAAAAAUAAAACACACCUCCUAGAAAAGUGAAAUGAAUGAGCACUCCCAGGGAUUCACGAGGUGAAUCGGAGGGUUUGGAGAUGUGACGUCGGACAUAAAUAUGGUUGUAUUAUUUAUUUAUUUAUUCUUUUGUGCAAUAUGGAAUAUAUUCACCAUAUUCAGGCCAAAAAUAUCACACAAGAUGGAAGUCAGAAAACACAACUUGCUGAAGUGUUUUGACCUGCAUUCAGCAGCUCAACAGUAGUUUCCUCCAGCUGCUAACUCUCUUUAUAUUUUUGCCAAAUGUGAACAUAAACAGUAUGUGCUCUUUAAAAAAAAUGUUUUAUACUGGAUGCUUUUGUCCAGAUCUCUCACAGUGCCAUGAAUUCAACUGGGCAGUAUUUUGUCAACCAUCCUGAGCUUGAGCCCAUUGCUCCAUAUCAAAUAGCUCACUUCCUAAUUUUAUUAAUUAGUUACCUCCUACGCUGUCGCUCCAAAGUGCCUAGUCAGUCCCAAAUAUGUAUACAUUUUAUUUACAGUACAGUGAGCAGAAAAUUAAAAGUUAUGGUGAGAGUCAUUUUUGUGUAGAAUACAAAGAAUUCCUGAGGAAAUCAAUUUUUGAUUUUUGACAAAAAUAAUAAAUAAUGGUGAAUUUCCGCAAAUAAUGUGAAGAUUCCUGACAUGAUUUUUUUCCUUUUAGUACACAGAACUGAUGUGACUUGUAGUGCAACAUAAUUUCUUAAGGUAAUUUAAAAAUUCAUCACCAAACAUUUAACAACUUCAAAAUUGAUAUAUUCAAAUAUCAUAACAGUCAACACAAAACGCUUUAAUUCACAAGCUCUUGACAAUCGCCAGUUGUUGCUCAUUUUUAUUUUUUUAUUUUAGUACAAACAAGCUCACCAACAAUAAAUGUCUAAGUAGGAAUAAUGAAUCAGAUGAAAUGUGAAACAAUAUGUACAGGAGAGUAAUUCUAUCAUAUUUACUUUGUGCUGUCAUCUAUCUAGAAUGUAAGAAUAUGUUAAUCUUUCAAAUAUGAAAUCUGACACUGUCCAACAGAAAAGGAUGUUUAUUUAUUUUCCAUGAAUAUGUGCCAUGUUAAAUGACUACGUGUACAGUAUACAAGCUUCUUGUCUGUUUAAUGUAUUUGUUUGACAGAUUUUGACUUUAUCAAAGUGCCAUAAAUGACAUUUCUACAAGGGGGCAUUGGGAGAUUUGUGGCACAAUCACUCUAUGAGUAAAUCAUUUUUUUUAAAGAAAAACGAGAGAAAGAAAAAGAAAAGGCUUGAAUCAACUUUUGGACAGGUUAAACAUUAACCAUCAGGAAAGUUUAAGCUGGAUAAAACACAAACUGUGUAUGAGAGUAUGAUAUCUAUUGAUCAGCUAAAUGUAAAUCAGAUGAAAACCAUGUAUCUGCGCUUUUACUGUCUGCGCAGAAAGGUGAAACUCCUAUGACCGUAUCUGUGUUGGUUAUUUUUCUACCACAAGGUGGUAGCAAAGUUAAAACUACAGUUCAAAGCUUUGUUUCUUGAAUUUUGUAGAUUACUAGAUGGAGGGCUGGGCACUGAGACACUUGUAUGCCAUAUUCAUGUCAUUGUAAGAAUGUAUUGUAACAAUAUUUGCCAUAAAUCACCACAUAAGCUAUCGUAUUCGAAUUUUGACAUAAAGCCUUCUGUAAAUAUUAAAAAGUAAAAUAUGAUGAGUUUGCCACUGUACCAUAUCUUAAAAUCCUCCUUUCUCACCCUUCUCUUUAGUUUCUUGGGAACUGUCCAAGUAUUAAAUCAAAAACUUUUGAAACAGAAUUUAUUUUUAGCUCAUGUGCCAUAUCAUGUUUGCAUAAACCACAAUUCAAAGUUCCUGAACCUUUAGAAACCUUCUUUUUUUCCUAAUUCAGUGGCUAUAAGAAAAUAAAUAAAUGGAAACAAUAAUGGUUUGAUGGUGGAUUCUAAGGAGGACCAAUGUGGACUUUGUUUGUUUGAAUGACACACUUUUUCAUUUUCUGCCAAAUGUAUUCAUCGUUUGUGGAAGUGCUGUUGUUAUUUUACUCUGGCAGCUGCAUUGCUCUCUUUAAAAACCUGAUUUUACUUUUUAUUUAUGCUCACGUCACCACACUACUCUGUAAUGUGUCACAGACAGCUGAGAUGGCAGUUGGGAGCUUUUUCUCAGCAUUCAUCAGACAAGAGACGAGGUACACGCUGAACAGAUCCUCAGCCAGCCCUUAACAUAUUUUCUUAAAGCGUUACAAGUAUACCUAAAGCAAAAUAUAUCCACUUUAUAUCUUAGGGUUGAAUAUGAAGAGUUAUGCCACCCGUAUUCUCAAUAAGCAACAAGCAGCAAGUCCUUAGCUAAGUGAACCAAGCUUUGUCCAGAAGGAAACACAUCUGAAAUUUGAUUUCUUAUGAGAUUGCAGUGUGCAGUUUUUCAUAUUUAAACAAUAUUGCUGACAAAAAAUUGUCAGUAAUAGCAAGAAGGAGUUAUUUAUUAUCUAUUUCAUUAGUACCUAGUGAAUGUGUGAUUACAUGGGACAUUGUGCACCAUAACUUGUGUCCUUUAAUGAAAUUUCUUACAAGGUAAUGAAUACGACAAGAAAAACUUGCGCUGUGAAUUCAGUAGCUGCAACUUCAUCUUAAGACAGUAGAUGUUUGUUUUCCCUGAAUUGCUGUAGAAAGACGGUUACAGAUUUUAUUCAUUCAUUUAUUUAUUUAAUUGGCUUUCCUUUACUGUGUUCAGAGGAGUCUAUUUGAUUGCCUCCUCUUUCUCCAUUUGAAUCCACCACUCUUUAAAAAUAUAAACGUUUCAUUUGAAGCAGUAAAUCAACUAGCCACCUCUGCCUUGUUAGAAGUUUUGAAACUAGCUGAGAGAAAAUGUCCAUCAGUUAUCCAUUUCCUGUUGCUUGUUGGGUAAAAAAAUAAUAAUAAUAAAAAAAAAAAUUAAAAAUGAGUUCACAUUUGCCAAAUUGAUGGAUAAAUUGUGUUAUCUAAUUUUUCCUCUAAUCGACUGUAAUUCCUAAACUCUUAACAGGUGUUUUGACAGUGUAUUUUUCUGUGAUGCAUAUUUGCUGUGUUAAGGCACAGCUUUCAGUGGUCGUGGCUGUUCAGCCAGUUUGGUCAAGUCUUUGUGUGUGCGAGAAUUGAUUGCCAAUGAAUUUUUGAAUGUAUUAUUGUUACUCAGCUGCUCUUAAAUGUUGCCUGCUAACAAUUUGCCCGAGUGUACAAAUGAUGUCUUUUCUUUAUCAUAUAUAUAUAGAUAUAUAUAUAGUGUAUAUUUUUGGCAUACAGUUUGACCUCUUGACCAAGAUCUAUAAUGUUUGUGACAGUGUUUUUGUACAUUUGUUUAUGUACCAGUUUUCAGAGUGUGUGAAUGUUUCAAAAUUGGAGAGAAUGUAUUUGGUAUGCAUGUGUAUGUAUUGCCAAGCAUUUGUAAGGAUAUAACUAACUUAAAUGUUAAAAAAACAAAAACAAAGAUGUAUAAACUCUCAUCUAACUUAUGUUCUCAAUGUGAAGCUGUGUCAUGUGUAGAUGUUCUGGUGUCCAUUCAUGUCCUCAGUUGUGUAAACUGACUGCAAAAUAAAUGUG
Molecule: messenger RNA, 6109 nt
Organism: Cololabis saira (Pacific saury)
Lineage: Eukaryota; Metazoa; Chordata; Actinopteri; Beloniformes; Belonidae
Gene: adcyap1r1a
Product: adenylate cyclase activating polypeptide 1a (pituitary) receptor type I
Exons: 15
Coding region: 271-1692 (473 amino acids)
Biological process (GO): adenylate cyclase-modulating G protein-coupled receptor signaling pathway; cell surface receptor signaling pathway
Cellular component (GO): plasma membrane; neuron projection
Molecular function (GO): G protein-coupled peptide receptor activity; peptide hormone binding; vasoactive intestinal polypeptide receptor activity
Source: RefSeq, a predicted model, not a curated record